CUGGAGAAGAGGACCCCCCCACCCCUGCGUCCCGUCGCCGGCUCCGGCCCGUUUUUCACAGACCCCUUCUUCCUCAUCGAGACCCUGUGCAUCAUCUGGUUCUCCUUCGAGCUCCUUGUGCGCUUCUUCGCCUGCCCCAGCAAGCCCGAGUUCUCCCGCAACAUCAUGAACAUCAUCGACAUCGUGGCCAUCAUCCCCUACUUCAUCACCCUGGGCACCGAGCUGGCCCAGCAGCAGCAGCAAAAGCAGCAGCCUGGGAGCAGCAGCAACAAUGGGGGCCAGCAGCAAGCCAUGUCCCUGGCCAUCCUCAGAGUCAUCCGCCUGGUCAGAGUCUUCAGGAUCUUCAAGCUCUCCAGGCACUCCAAGGGGCUGCAGAUCUUAGGGAAGACUCUCCAGGCCAGUAUGAGGGAGCUGGGCCUCCUCAUCUUCUUCCUCUUCAUUGGGGUGAUCCUCUUCUCCAGUGCUGUCUACUUUGCAGAGACUGAUGACCCUGACUCGCUGUUCACCAGUAUCCCUGAUGCUUUCUGGUGGGCGGUGGUGUCCAUGACCACUGUGGGCUAUGGGGACAUGUAUCCCAUGACCAUUGGGGGCAAGAUUGUGGGCUCCUUGUGUGCCAUCGCUGGUGUGCUGACAAUUGCCCUGCCUGUACCUGUCAUCGUGUCCAACUUCAACUACUUCUACCACCGAGAGACUGACCACGAAGAGCAGUGCCAGUACACCCAUGUCACCUGUGGCCAGCAACAGUCACCCUUCUCUGAGCCCAAGAAGGGGGACAGUAAUCAGUCCCUCAGCAAAUCUGAAUUCCUGGAAGCAGAAGACCUGGAGUCCAUGAAAUAUUCCAACUUCAUUCCUCCUAAUAACCAGGGAUAUAAAGAGAAGAAAAUGCUGACAGAGGUGUGAUGGGUUUUGUUGUCCUGGGUCCAGACACGGAGCUGCAAGCUGCUUUUACAGUCGUCUUCCUACAAGCAGCUGGAUCUAUUCAGCAUUUACAUGCCAGACUGUGAAUUGUGAUACCGUAAACAGAAUGAUUGUGAUAAUGGGCUCUUCUGGCCUGAUUUGCUGUUUCUCAUUACUGUGUGCAGCCAGAAAUGUUCUUGCUUUAUUCUGUGGAGUGCUAGCUGUCAUCCCCACUCCCUUGUGCAUUUCUCUCUCUGCUUUUGAUGACUGCUUUAGUCCAUCGUUUGCUCCGAAACCAAGUCUUGUUGCUCCACUAGCAGAGAAGUCCUUACCACUACUUCAGCAGCAGCAUUCAGCAGCCUAAACAGUUAAAGGGGCUACAAACAUCUGGCUCGAGCUGUGCUUUCAGUCCUUGUGCCAGCGCAGUGCCCUUGGCUGUGGGAUCAGUCACGCCUGCCAUGCCAUUGCCUUUGAAUAAUGGAAACGCUGCAGCCAGGAUCACAGGGAGCUCUGCAGCUGUAGGGGAAAGCCAGCAAGAAGAUGCCUGCCUUCUUUGCAACCCUUGGCUUGCUAAAAGAUCCUCCUGGUUUGUGUUUAAAAAAAAAAAAAAAAAGGUGCAUAAAUCGAAAAGCUCUUUGCUACUUGUGACCAUGCAUCAUGCAUCAAAAACAAGCUUAAAGCAGUCAACAGGCUGGGUGAAGAUUCUCUGGGUGUUUUGAGCUUAUCUCAGCCUUAUUUAUGCCAGUGCCCUGAUGUUAAUUGGCUUUUAUAGUACCAACUCAAUCUUCAUAGUGGUAAGUGCCUUCUGAUGCAAGGCGUGUUUGAGUAAAUUCAUUUGUUAUCUGCAGAGUUCAUCUUCACACAAUAGCGUUUAAUGAGAUGUGCUUUGUGCUUCAGAUACCCAGCUCUGUAUUCAGGCAUGUGAGAGCAGUUGACUCCGCUGCUUUUUUUAAUUGAGCAUUUGUGUUGCUGAGGGAAGUUUGCAUGUUGGCGUUUUGUUGAUGUGGCAGGAAAAUCCUGACCACAGACAGCUCUGCACCUGUGCUGUGUGAGGAUCGCGCUGGUUUAGCAAGUCACAGGCAUAAAAUGCCCCAGGGCGAGUGUGCCAACAGUUGAAACUGAGACUGGCAGGGAUACAAACUUCCCUAAGCUGUCUGCACAAAGCCAGCAGCAUCCUCCAGACCCUUUGAAUGAGGGGAGAAAUGGUGAGCCCUGAAGAGAUGCUUUUGCUGUAUUGCUGGCAUAGCCAGUUCCUGGCAUUUCAUGGAUAGGAGGGACAGCAGUGUUUUUACACUUGGUUUUAUGAGAGCAAAUUGUGCCAGCCAUGCAAAAUAUGCAUAGUUGGGCCCGCACUGCCAGGUUUGCCACGGGACCAGAGAUUUCGGUCUUCAAAUACACGUAUUGCUUCCCAGAUAAUUUCAUUAGUUUCAGUAGCUAUUCCUUACACCUAACUUUAAAAAUGUUUUGAGCUCUGCCAGCAGGUGAGAAAGGGAAAUGGAUGUUUUCAGAUUCCACUGGCAGAUUUUCCUGCAAGGAAAAGCCCUUCUUAUUUUAAUUCUGAGUGUUUAUUCUGCAUUCAUACAUCUGCAUGUGUAUGAAAGCAAAGGCAGCCAUUAAUGCCUUGCAUCACACUGUAUGAAAUGCAUAUUGGAAUGUACUACAUAUUGCAUGGGACAUGUGUGAUACAUAAACCAGAAAUAAUGCCAAGGUGCAAAAAUACAGAGAAUAGAUUUUGUACAUAUAUUGUGCUUUUCAGCCAUAAGACUAAGAAUGCUAAAUGCAUAUCAUAGAAUCAUAGAAUGACCUGGGUUGGAAGGGAUCUUAAAGGUCAUCUCUUCCCAAAGAGGGACACCUUCCACUAGACCAGGUUGCUCAGAGCCUCAUCCUUUAAUGUAGUCAAAACUGGCUAUAGAACAGUUUGUGAGGUGGGAUCUGUUUGCAUCUUCAUUACCCUGCCUAUUUUCAGUUGUCUUGAGAUAUGGCUCCAUGCCUAGAGUGCUUUCAUUGUGCCCUCUCUCCCUCCUGGCCCUGCUCAUAUGGUAGAAGUUGUUUGUGCAAAUCCUAACUACUCCAUUCCUCCAGAGCCACAUUGCCUUCACAAUUAUGUUUAGUGUGCAGGGAUCUCUCUUUGGGUCAGCACACUAUUAUUGUAUUAAAACCUCUGCUCUCUCUCUUUCUGAACUCAGCAGGGAAAUGCCACUUGUCUCAGUCUGGGAGGAACAAGUUUGAUAUGGUGAGGGUUCCUAGCUCAGAGGGGUUUGCCUGAAUAAAGCCUAAUUUCUCUUUGCUUCAUGGGACUGAGGCAAAGGUUUGUGAAGGUCUGAGACUUGGGGACUAAUUCUGCAUCCCUUGAUGUGUGUAAUCAGCUGGUUGGUAAAUUGUCUGGGUGAUUAAGUGGGACUGAGGGGCAUGGUGGCAUCUCUGUUGAUUUUGUGUAAAACUUGUCCAGUUCUUGGUGUGUCUUAGUCUUGGUGGUGUUCUUAGUUGUGUUUUGAGGUCACCUUAAUGAAAUCUUUUCUGUGAGGCCAAGAGAGGGACUCUUCUUCAAAUUUUGUUUUGCUAGAAACUAGCAAAAGAAGCUGCUGUUUAAGAGGGAUGUUUCGAGGCUGCUGCCCUCUCCCAGCAGAAUGCCCAUGUUUGGGGAUAUUUUAUGCCUGAGUCUAUCAGCUGAUAAAAGUUCCCCCAAAGUAAGAUAUAAAAAAUUCAGGUUGAACCCAAGUUCAGGAGGAGUCAUGAGACAUGCUGAGCCUACGUCAGAAAAUUCCUGUGCUCAUUUCUCCCCCUGGGCCUGGCCCUGUUGGCCCUGCUGGGCAGGAGCCCUCCCUGCCCAGAACAGAUUUUCUGUGCCCAGAACCAGCACAACAGACAGAUGGGCACCGAGACUCCAGCAAGAAAAAAAGAUGUGAGGCACAUCACUGAUAGCACAAUCCCAGCGUGUCUGCCGCAGAUCCUAUUGGAAAGAGGUGUCCUGCCCUUGGGUGGGAACCAGAAGUGAGUUUCCAGGUGGAAUCCGGCAGUGAGUUUCUAGUGGGUUUUGGAAUCUCCCGCCCGCAGAUUGCACCGAAGGUGCAAAGGAAUUCUGUGGUGAACAAGGCAGCUCUGUGCAGUUUUUGUGAGCCACGAUUGUCAGUUCCAUAAAGAAAGUGCACAUGAAAAUGUGUAAAGCAGGGGUGGUGUUUGCUCCCUGUGCGUUCUGUGUUUGCUCUAAGAGAAAUAUAGAACAACAGCAGAAGCAUGGAACUGUAACCUUGGGAAUCAUUUGGGAAUGAUACUGAAGAAAUCCUUCUCUGAGCACCUCCUGAAAAGCAGUGAAAUCCCAGAGUCAUCAGUAACACCACAUGUUACAGAACUUGUGGAAUUUGACCUUUUUUAAGGAGGCUUCAGUUUGUUUUUUUUUCACAUGACUGAAAUGACACAGUGGCACCAGUGCCAUUGACUUUACCAGAGGUCUCGUGCCACCGAAUCACAGAGAUGCUUUCAAAAACCUUACUUCAAAUUCUUAGCCCUUAGCACUGCCCCUGGCUGCUCAAAAUGCAAAUCUGUUUCCUUCUGAAGGUGAAGCCAAGUAGGCACCUCCAGGGACUUGUUUCCAUAACAACCUCCCGGACUGUUUCUCUCUGUGCUGUGACUGUGGCUACAAGCGAAAGCACUCGACAGAUAUUUUGUGUUCAGGUAUCAGCACCUUAUCUUUACAGAUGUUUUCUUUGCUUAUCGGAGCUGAUCCCAUCACCUUAUAUCGUGUACAACUGCCCUGUCCAACUUCAGGUGGGCAGUCUCCAGCCUUUGAAAGCAGGGAGUGCAAACCUGGAGAUGGGAAGAGAUUUUAUUUGUGUGUCCUUGCAGACACAGAGCUGGAGAGUGUGUGAAGGACAAUCUGAGCACUCAGCCAGGAAACUGAGGGGCAACCAGCCUGUGAAUGUAGAGUCAUAUGGGAGCCUGGUGACAAGGAAUACAAGAAUACAAGCUAAAGCAUUACAUUAAAGACCCAGAAAUUCCUCUUGCAGCAAUCUCACUAGAAAAUAGUUUUGCAGUGGAAGAGACUAUUGCUCCUUCCAGAUCCUGUGGCUGGUUUGUGAGUGUUGGUUCUCCUGAUAAUUUUCCCAUGGCAUUUGCACCAAAGCAGGACAGGGCAAAAAUCAUCUCCUUGGCGGUGGGGAAGGAAGGAAAGGAAGAAUUUUACUGAGGACACCAUUUUUUUUUAAUCCACACAAAGGACUGGAAGCAUGAAAAGCAUGAAGACCCCGGUGGAUUCCUGCUCUUACCUCCAAGAUGAAAUUCCUGCUUCUUCUAGGAAAAUGUUGGAAUUUGGGAUUUUUGAGUAAUUUUUGAUUUGGGCCUUUUGAUCCAGCUUUCACGGAUAAAAAAUUACUGUACAGCAGCCGUGCGGGUGAAGGUGACUGCACUUGGUCUUCUCCCCUGGGUCCUCUCAUUCAAAGGUUCCCUAUGAGAUAAAGAAGAAUGAGUGUAAAGAAAAUUCAGGGCAGCAAGAAACAGGGUAAGGACUGAAGCGUCUUCCAUAUGGUGAUGGAAAGAUCAGCAUCAACCCUAAAAGCAAAGGAACAAAAAGCUCCAGCAUCUGCUGCUAUAGCAGAAAUAGGUCCUGUUUACAUCAGGGAAAGAUCUGCAGAUUGCAGCAGGAGAGAUUGCAACCACAGCUUUCCCAAAAGCUCUCAUCUGGCUCAAGUCCAAGCUGGAUUCUGGAUGCUGAAAGGCUGUCAUAUCAGGAUGCUGCAAAAGAGAUUGUUGCGUCUUCUUCCUGUAAAGUUGUGGAGUUUCUCCUUUAUGGAGAAAAUUUGGUCAGGAAAUUAUUUUCCUUGCUCUGUGGUUUUCUUGUUGCUGUUGCUCUUAAAGGGGUCAACACUCUUAGUUCCAGGAAACUGAAACUAAAUUUGAACAGGGGCUGGAGGAAGGAAGCAGGGAGAAUCCCCUACAAGAUUACAAUGCGUCUUAUUUCUGGGAAAACUACAUAAAACAAGAUUCAACUGCUAGUGGCUAAAUAGCAGCAAUUUAUGAGUUGUUCCUCAAAAGCCCCAGACAAGCACCAAGUCCUGUGGGAAGCUGGAGAUUGACACAGGACACCUCCAGAAGAGUCUGCUGUUGAAACUUCCUUUAAGCCUUUUUCUCAAGUGGAGCAUGCAGACAUGGCAAAUGCAUAAGGUCAGCCCUUAAAAGAGCAAAGAGCUCUCUCUAAGAAAAUCAAAUGAGUGGCCGAAGUCUGUCUAUUUGUCUGACUGUCUUUUUAGCCUUGGACUACUGUGUUUUUCAAAGCUGUGCUUUCAUAACUCAGAUAAAAAGGUAGAUGUUUCAUAUAGCUCUACAAGUAAUAAUCAUCCUGUUCAUGCAAAAUAUCUGCUACCUAAGGGAUGGGCCUAAACCAGAGGUGUUUCUCAACUACUUACAAAGUAUCUGGCUUUAGCAUCUGUACGGUCAGUUUUUGUGAACACGUGAGUCCGUUGCCUGCUCAAACGAAGUUAGCGACUUAUUUUCAGUGGUCGUAGAGAAUUUCACUGAAAUAGCACCAUUUGUAGUCUAUUGUGUGACUUAGGAGGCACAAUUGCCAGACAGUUCUGCAAUUGUAAUAUAAUUGUACACGGUGUUCCCAGAAAAUUCUCUGAAGUCUUAUCCCAUUGCACCGUUGUGAUAAAAACCUCUGCUGCUUUUCAAGCUCCACGAGUCUAUGCUGUGCCAUACUGAAAGUGAGAGAAAACCCAAUUAGCUCUGAAAAGUGAAGGGCAAAGAGGGGUGCUCUGGCCUGGAAUUCCCUCCCUUUGGCAGCAGCAAAGGUCAGCCAUGCAGCCAAAUUUCCAUGACUACAUAUGGAUCCAGCUUGUGUGUGUUGCCAGCUCUCUGCACAGGAGAGUGGGAGGAUGGGUAGGAAGAAUUGAUUCUGGGAGGGGACAGCCUGAGAGGGAGAGUGGAGUUAAAUGUGAUAGCUGAAUAUUCAAGAGGUAGUUUGAUGGAUGCUGGGCAUACAACUUCCCUGGAACUCUUUAUCAGUAACACCCUCUAUAUAUUCCUGAGUGACUUUUAGCCAGUCUGGCAGUUUUCAGCAUCAUUGUGUGAGGGAAAAGAGGUAGGAGGCAGCUGAUCCCUCUGAUUUGGCAACUCUGGGAGUGCAUUACCUCCUUGUGACUGCUGGCUAAGGAUCUGGAUCUCUGAGAAACUUCCUAACUACCUGUAGCUCCCAUAGGCUUGUAGGACUGGGCUUAGAGAAACCCUGAGCUGCCAGAUGGAGGCUGCUUCUGGUGCAGUUCUUCUGAGUAGUCACAGCCAUGGAUGUGAACCUGCAGUCCUUGGGAGGCAAAAUGCACUCCACAAUCCCAAGGGACCUGCUUUGUCCCUCAAUGCAGGCCAGCUGUGGGAAUCCUCCAAGUUCCUUUAUGCUGAUCUGUGUGUCAAGGCCAUGUGGCUGACCAUGAGUGACCAGAGCUACCAUGGACCCUUCCUGCAGGGGCAAUUGUCUUGAGUCAGCAUAGGUGCAGGCUACCUUUGCAAAAGUGUGAUUAUCCUGGGGAAAUCCAUGGGGCAGAAACCUUGGGCCAUACUGUGUGCUCACACUAUCAGUAGGGAUGAUAUUGACAGGGGUGCUUUGCUUUUGGUGGGAAACCUUGCUCUGAUGCAUCAUUCCAAGGAAAACAGCUGGAGUUUGCAGGCCAGGUCAUGUGGUGAGAUAAGUAAUUCCAGUUCUCUUAUUGGAUCUGAGUUAUACAGGUCAGGUCCAACGUUUCUGAGAAAUUGUAGAUGGUGGGGGCUUUUUUUUGUUUGUUUGUUUGUUUGUUUCAUUGAAAACUUGAAGCCUUUCAAAUAAAGAAUGUGAGGUAUAGGGAAUUUUUAGCUGGAGUAUGUGCUUCAGGAUGCUUGCUGCAUUCAGGCUUUGAGAACACAAAUUCUCUGCGGACAAUCCCACGCACAGUGGGAGACAAGGUUAUUGGGCUUGGAAGUGCACCAGGGAGAUGGGACUUGAGUGAGCUUGGAACAGCAAUCAUUAUCAUUAGUGGCAGUGCCAUAGUAUGUGCUUGACUCCAAUCCAGCGCUGCACAGGCGAGAACCUGAUGAAACCUUGUAACUUGAUUUUUGUGGUUGUUCCUGCCAGUGUGAUCCACUGUUGAAUAGGCUAGACAUGAAUAAAAUCAGUAUUUUUUAAA
Molecule: messenger RNA, 8042 nt
Organism: Cyanistes caeruleus (blue tit)
Lineage: Eukaryota; Metazoa; Chordata; Aves; Passeriformes; Paridae
Source: RefSeq, a predicted model, not a curated record